Messenger RNA from Cylicocyclus nassatus, 525 nucleotides. NCBI's taxonomy places the organism in Eukaryota, Metazoa, Nematoda, Chromadorea, Rhabditida, Strongylidae. The record is from the annotation of a GenBank genome assembly.
AUGGUUACCAAUCCAUGGGCCACGACUACUUCUCAACCUCAAACUACCUCAAGUAAUCUAUAUCCAAGCGGUCAGUUAGUGAACAACGACCCUUGGGCUCCUUCCACGGGAACAAAUUUGCUUGGUGUAGGAAAUACUGAUCGAUUACCACCUAUUCCCAGUGUUGGACCUAGAUGCGAGAUUACUUCACUGGCUCAUGUUUGUAAAGAAGAGAUGUAUAUCAAAAAUAAACUAACUCAUUUCGCAAAUGCGUAUACAACCAAGGUUGAGCGAGAGGUGCCGAAAUCUCGUUCCUUCGAGAACAAAGAUACGCAAAAUCUUAAAAUCAUGAUUAAUUCCGCAAGUGCACUAAUGACCAACAAGUUUACGGCAGUUUUAAACGGAUUUUUAGCCACAAACACAGAGGCUCCCAUCCGAUGUCAGCAACGUCCGGUUCCCCAGAAUAACGCCAAAAUUUCUGCAAAUUUAUCAUUCACUGUUGUGACAAAUCGCGCAGCGACCGGAAUCGCGCGAGGUAUGCCUUAG